Molecule: messenger RNA, 1527 nt
Organism: Talaromyces rugulosus
Lineage: Eukaryota; Fungi; Ascomycota; Eurotiomycetes; Eurotiales; Trichocomaceae
Exons: 7
Coding region: 1-1527 (508 amino acids)
Biological process (GO): transmembrane transport
Cellular component (GO): membrane
Molecular function (GO): transmembrane transporter activity
Source: RefSeq, a predicted model, not a curated record
AUGGCAGGGGAGAAGAGAGACGAAGAAAGUGGCCAACAACAGCUAUAUGGACAUACCACCAGUAACAGCGAGAAAACACACGAUCUCGAACAAACCACGCCUUCGCCUGCCAUGCCCGAUGAGAAUCCAUCAGAUCCGAAUGAAGUCGACUGGGACGGGCCAGACGAUCCACACAACCCACGCAAUUGGCAUGCUUGGAGACGGGCCAUGCUCGUCGGGGUAAUUACAUGUGUGGUUUUCUCAACAUCUAUCGCCUCUUCGGCAAUUGCCCCGGCCGUUCCUCGGAUCUUGAAGGAGUUCAAUUCGAGUAACGAAGAAAUUGGGACACUGGUUGUUACAAUCGAGCUGCUGGGCACCGGUGUAGGCCCUAUCAUCAUGGGACCCAUGUCCGAAGUCGUCGGCCGCCGCAUCAUCUACAACUGCGCGAAUAUAGGCUUCAGCGCAUUCUCGAUUGGAUGUGCCCUCACGCCGUCAUUGAGUGGACUAGUCGUGCUACGGUUUCUGCAGGGUUGUUCGGCGUCAUGCUCUCUCAACAAUGCCGGUGGAACGAUUUCCGAUCUUGUGCCUGUUCAUCGACGAGGGUUGGCCAUGUCUAUGUAUACAGUAGGCUUCUUGCUAGGUCCGGCGGUUGGCCCUGUUGCUGGGAGUUAUUUGGCUGCGGCGGCAGGAUGGCGAUGGGUGUUUUGGCUAUUGUUGAUUGUGAACGGAACCAUGGGAAUACUUUGCGCCACCACAUACCCAGAGACAUAUGCCCCCGUCAUACUCGAACGCAAAGCCAAAAAGCUCCGAAAAACCACGGGCAAUCCGGAUCUGUAUGCCAAAGGCCAGCGUCAACUCCCAGCCAGCGCUGUGCUCAAACGAGCCAUCAGUCGUCCUGUCAAGAUGUUCCUGUUCUGUCCCGUGGUUACAGGUCUGGCCAUAUACAACGCGGUCGUGUAUGGAUUCACGUACCUUCUCUUCUCCACCUUUUCCGUCGUUUUUCAGGGCCAGUAUCACUAUGGUGAGGGGAAACUUGGUCUAGUGUAUUUGGGGCUGGCAAUUGGGUUUUUGGUCUCGUUGAGUAUUGCCGGUUUUACCAACGAUAGAACACACGCGCGUUUGAGUAAGAAGCAUGGCGUGGCAAAGCCAGAAUACCGCCUAGAUUCGUUGAUCUAUGGGGCGAUUGCAAUUCCCAUUGGGUUUUUUAUCUACGGCUGGACGGCUGAAAAACACGUCAACAGUGCUGUUCCAAUUGUUGCAACAGGCUUGGUCGGGUUUGGAGUCAUGUUCACUUUUAUUCCUUUCAAUGUGUACAUGAUCGACGCAUACACAAAGUAUGCUGCUAGUGCAAUCGCUGCCGGUAACAUAUUGCGAAGUAUAUCUGCGGCUCUCCUGCCCCUGGUCGGUAUUCCGUUGUAUGAUAAGCUGGGAUAUGGCUGGGGGAAUUCACUUCUGGCUUUUAUAUCGCUGGGACUGGGUGCAAUGUCUCUUCUGUUUCGCAAGUAUGGAGAAGAAUGGCGGGAGAAGUUUUCGGUUGAGUUCGAUUGA